UGUUUCAUAACAUGACAUGUAGCACAAGCCUUUGACAUUUGCAUCGUAUAAAUUAGCCUAGCAGCUAGCGGAGUUUUUCUCUACUCAUUUGAAGUCAGGAUAAAUCACGCAGGAGUUUCCACCCGUUAGUCAGUACUUAACUACUUAGAUUUAGUUUGAUCCACUGGUCUGUGAUUUGCUCACUCCAAAAUAGAGCUUAGUCAUCUUUGGCGAUGCGGCAGCCUGCUGAUGUCCGUCUGACCAGCUGCUCCUGUGUGCUCAGCUCGUAGGUGCAGCUCAAAGUCCUUCAGUGGUAUUUUACUUCAGUUUGACAUGAGGUGCAGAUCACUGAGCUGUCUGUGAAGUUUUUACAGUGAAAGAAGACGUUGAGAAGUUCAGUGGAGUCGUAUUUUCCAUCAUUACAGCAACAGGAAGCAGGAAACAGGAAGCAGCUGCAGCUUGACUACGAGUCAUCGAAGAGAAGAAACAGCAGCACGUGAUUUAUGCGAUUAAAAAAAAGCAUGUUAUUUGUGAACCUUAAUCGCAUCACAAUUAAUGCGUUAACGCUGACAGCCCUAAUUAUAACAUAAAAUACAAAGGUCAAGUCAUUUCCCAGAAUGCAACAGAAAUGCUGAAAUGAUAAACUCUCCCAGCUGCUAACCCGUGUCCUCCGAUGUCUCCUCCUCAGGUUUGUAGAGGUGCUGGCUUGGUCUGCUCUGUCCAGAUUUCUGAAUGUGUCUCGAGUCUCGAAGCCGUCACGCGGUCCAGGCAACCUCCACUACUUUGGCCAGAUUCCUGCUCUCAAUGACUGUGUUUACAGAUACAUGUACCAGUCCAGAUACGUCGCCCUGCACGAUACGGACAAGCUCAUAGUGCCUCAGUCAGUCUACAGUUGGUCGGAGCUGUUGCCUCUGCUGGAAAAGAAAUAUGGCGUGGACAAGUGUUACCUGUUUGACAAUGCCGUGUUCCGCAGCACCAUCACGCUGCCUCCUCCCACCAACCAAACUCUGCUCCCGCCCAGCUGCUGCCCCGGCUGGCAGAACGUGUCCAGGGUGAACAUCCUGGCUCACCUGUACCGUGAACCAGUCAGAAAGACACAUUCAAACUCCAAGGUCAUUGUCAACCCCAGAGCUGUGUUCUCUAUGAGCGUUCACACAGCGCUGAAAUCACAGAGGGGCUGCGCCCUGGUCAAUGGGACAAUAGCACUGAUGUACCACACCAGACCUCCGCAACAAUCCGAGCUGACACUGGACCAGCUGAUUUAUGACGACCGACUGCUGAACUACAGCUCCCUCCUCAUACCAAAUGUCAACACUGUGAUCAGAGAGAACGGACUUCUACCAGAGGAGAGCGUACAGGACCCUCUGUUUGCAUCCGUGUAUGUGCAAGUGUGUGUGUUCGUGAUUUUGUGUUUGUGUGUGUGUACGUGUGUGUAUUUGUGUGUUUGUGUGAGAGAAAAAGGGAGACUAUUUGUCCCCUAAAACCAGCUCCUUCUUAUUCUGAAGUCGUCAACUGCCGCUCGGUCAGUAGUUUCGGCCUCAGACACCAACACCAUGGAUGGACAGACGGACAGCGUGUGUACAGAGUGGCUGGACAGCAGCGGCCAUUCAACACUUACCUCAGACACUCUUCUGAUUUGUCAGUUUGAUUUCACCGCAAGUAUUUUGGAGGUGUUUCUGGAUUUCUUACAGAGCACAGGUGACAGGAGCUGAAGUAAAAAUGGGGAAUGACGUGACAAAGGUCCUCGGUCAGACUGUGAACAUUACAUGAUGAUGGUUUUAUUACUGUAUUUAAAUCUGUAAAUGUGAUGGUAAAUAGGAAUUAUUGUGAACUUUUUUUACAUGGCAUCAUGAAAUUACAAAAUGCACUUUAAAGUGCUGCAUCUCAUUUUUGUAUUCUGGGAAUUCAAUUUGUUUCUGUGUUCAAUCCUGUCACUCCAAAGUCGUCCAAUACCAGCGCUUGGUCAGUGACCUCCAGAAAAACCUGUCCUUUCACGUUUGCAAGACACGCAACCAGUCACUAUUGAUGCUUAACAGCACCCGGCCGCGUCUACUCGAAUCGCAACCUAGUUCAGAUCGCC
Messenger RNA from Epinephelus fuscoguttatus (brown-marbled grouper), 2059 nucleotides. RefSeq lists its product as uncharacterized. The transcript has 3 exons. NCBI's taxonomy places the organism in Eukaryota, Metazoa, Chordata, Actinopteri, Perciformes, Serranidae. The record is from RefSeq and is a predicted model, not a curated record. Bases 804 to 1460 code for a protein of 218 amino acids.